Erythranthe guttata (spotted monkey flower) is the source of this 1097-nucleotide messenger RNA. Its product is annotated as flavonoid 3',5'-methyltransferase. Lineage: Eukaryota; Viridiplantae; Streptophyta; Magnoliopsida; Lamiales; Phrymaceae. Gene Ontology annotation, molecular function: S-adenosylmethionine-dependent methyltransferase activity; O-methyltransferase activity. The record is from RefSeq and is a predicted model, not a curated record.
UGAUUGCUUAAAAUUAGGCUAUAAAUAGUCACAAGUACCUGACCAAGGAAAACAUUAAAGGUCAUAUAUACCUAGUACUUUCUUGUUUCUAAGUCGUCGUUCGUUCGUUCGUUCUGCUUCAACUAUCAACCGAAAAAGAUGAAAGAGAAGUUCUCAUGCACGAUUCUGCAGAGUGAAGCCCUCACUCAGUACCUUUUGGAAACGAGUGCGUACCCAAGAGAGCAUGAACAACUCAAGGAAAUCAGGAACGCAACUGUUGAAAAAUACCACCAUAUGAGCGUGAUGAAUGUCCCUGCUGAUGAAGGACAAUUUAUAUCGAUGCUGCUGAAAAUAAUGAAUGCAAAGAAAACAAUUGAAGUUGGGGUUUUUACUGGCUACUCCCUUUUGGCCACUGCCCUUUCUCUACCUAACGAUGGCAAAAUCGUUGCAAUAGACCCAGAUAGAGAAGCGUAUGAGACGGGAUUGCCAUUUAUUAAGAAGGCGGGCGUGGAUCAUAAAAUCCAGUUUAUUGAUUCAGAUGCUAUGACAACUAUUCACAAGUUCCUUGACAAUGGAGAAGAAGGAACAUUUGAUUUUGCAUUCGUGGAUGCUGAUAAAGAAAACUACAUCAAGUACCAUGAGUUGCUGUUGAAAUUGGUCAAACUAGGAGGAAUUAUAGCCUACGAUAACACCCUGUGGGCUGGCACAGUGGCAUUGGUCGAGGAAGACUUAAGUCAAGAAUGGAUUGACCGAAUAGGGGUAAAUCGGGUACAUUUGAAGAAUUUGAACUCCUUUCUCGCAUCUGAUUCCCGUAUUGAGUUGGCUCAUCUUUCCAUUGGUGAUGGACUCUCGCUUUGCAGGCGCAUAAAAUAAAGGAAUAUAGAUUCUCAAAGUGUAUUUUACACCGUAUUCGCAAAAUAAUUUGCUUCUCUUUUAUGAGGUGAAACAUUUUUUUUCCUUUUUUUCUUUUUUGGUUUUUUGUUUUUCUCUCUAUAUGAUUCUAUAUAUGUUAUUACAUUUUCAUCGGCAUUGUUUUUAAUCGGUUUGGGUGAACAUUUGUGUCUAUUAACCCUUUUGAACAAUAUUAAUAUAUUUAUGUGGUGGUUAUUGAUGAUUUA